AUGAAGAGAUCACAUUUGAGCUUAAAGCAGCCCAAAAAUGUCUCUUCUAGUAUAGCAAGAGACUACGAUAUUAUCUAUCGACACCCUCCUGGGGAAUGUCCAGAAGAAUCUGCAAUCCAGGCUGCCGCUCAACUUGUUUCCAAACAACAGAAGACCAAUGUGAUGCUGUCCAAUAUCACAGAGGAGGUCGAGGAAGAGAUACUCGCUAAUUCAGUGAUGUCACUUUUUAAUCUCCUCAACCCAGUCAAUCAAUCUAGUGACGAGCAACAUCCAUCACAAUCUGUUGAAAUUCAGGCCAAUGAGCAACCAACAAAAGCUUUAGUCUACAAUGAUCAACACGGCGCUCAUCUUGCCAACACCUGUUUACUUGACAUCCGAGCUACCAACGAUAGUCAAGUCAAAAAACACCAAGGUAACGAGCGUGCUAGAGGUGAUGUCAACCAGUUAAGAAACACCAGAGGUGGAAAAAUGAAUCCUAGCGAAUGCAGUAAGUUAGUCGCUGUUGUCAUGAAAAGCACAGAGGUUACACCUACUGGUGUUUCGCGAAUCCACCAAUGGAAUAUCACUGUGAAGCUGGAUUUAUCUAAGCAUGUACAAAAUACAACAAGUAGCCUGGACUUACCAACUAAUGCCAUCAUCACUGGAGGGGGAAUCAGUAAAAACAACCCACUCGAGCAUGGCAAAUUUGUUGUCAUCAUCAAAAAUAAUGUGAGUACUCCAUAUCGCCCAUCUGUUCAAACACUUUAG
Melampsora larici-populina 98AG31 is the source of this 747-nucleotide messenger RNA. RefSeq lists its product as uncharacterized. NCBI's taxonomy places the organism in Eukaryota, Fungi, Basidiomycota, Pucciniomycetes, Pucciniales, Melampsoraceae. The coding region runs from base 1 to 747 and encodes 248 amino acids. The transcript has 2 exons. The record is from RefSeq and is a predicted model, not a curated record.